Molecule: messenger RNA, 1442 nt
Organism: Podarcis muralis (Common wall lizard)
Lineage: Eukaryota; Metazoa; Chordata; Lepidosauria; Squamata; Lacertidae
Source: RefSeq, a predicted model, not a curated record
AUGGAUCCCCCGGCGGGUGUGGAGGAGCAGGCGCGCGCCUUGCAGCCCACCCUCCGCCUGCUGGUGGGCUUGCUCAUCCCCUGCCUUCUUCUCCUCUUCCUCCUGAACCUCCUGCUCCUGCUGGGCUGGAGACCCACCUGCCGAAGGGUGGGGAGGCGGGAGCUGGGCCAGGCCCCCCCGGCUUCCCCCCGGCUCUUCCAGGUGGUCUCGGGCAGCGCUGUGCUGAGGCAGGAGGGCAACGGCAGGGUGGUCCUGCAGCAGCUCCUGCAGCCAGCUGAGGGUCCCGGGGGGGCCCGUGCCUUCCCGCUUCCCUUGUCCUGCAGCGGGAGGGCGGCUGCAUCGUCGGGGUCUCGGUCUAGGGGGACGCCCAGGCCCCAUCGCAGCAGCCAAGCUCCGCUGAGGGGCCACCCGGGGAAUGGGGCGUCCCGGGGAACCGUUUCCUCCUCCAGUGACCAGGACAAGCAAACCAUCUUGGUGCCCCCCAACACGCCCGAGAGUGGCUCAGGGACUGGGGGUAUCCCAGAUGGCACAUUCAGCCGCUGCCACACCAGCACCCAGAACAAGGUUUGCCGCAGUAGCAGGCCAGUGUCUGCCACCCACCCACAAGCGGUGCCUUUUGAGCACGGCAGCAGCAUCCGAUGCGAGGACCAGAGGGCGCAGCUCAACUCUGCAAACUUCACAGCCUCUCAAGGACCAGGCCUGGACUCGGACUUUGGUGCCAGUGCUGGUGUCUCUGUGAGGAUCUUGUCAGAUUGCGAAGCAAGUCCAGGAACACCCCUGUUGGGUCGGCUGUUUGAGUGGGACUAUUAUGACCCCACCUACAAGAGAGAAGACCAGCUCCACCGGCAGCUGCCUCCCAUCCACAGCAAGCAAUACUGGCUCUAGCCCAGGGCAGUGGCAGCAGGUGGGUUGUGGGCCAGUGGAUCUCAUGCAGACCCAGCCCUUCCCACAGAGAUGCCUGCCCAAGUUUUUAACUUAGUUUAUUUUGUGUGUGUGUGUGUGUGUGUGUGUGUUUGUUUGUAUUUAUUUAUUUAUUUAUUGUGUAUUUUAUCUGUUAAGCACUGGCUGCUAAAAGAAAAUUCUUGUCUUAAUGUCCAAUGUCCAAUUCGGAAUGAGAUUUGCACAUCUCCUUGAUGCACACUUGAUUUGCACUCUCCCUCAAAGCACUGCAUUUCUCUGCACAAAUGCAGCCACAAAUGCAUGGCUGCCCACCCAGUCAAUUGCUAAUCCCUUCACACCAUCGGUUUAAGCAAAGGGACACUCGCACUAGCAUGGAAACAAAAAGGAUUUAAGGGGAACUGGGACACAUUUACAGGGAGGGUCCAUCUGAGCAGGUCUCGGGUGGCAGGAACGCUCAACGGGAAUUGGUGGCAGGGACUUGCAUUAAAGAGAACACAGAUACUCCUGGCACUAUUUUUUGCACAGGCCUGUCUUGUGCCUGG